UGCACAGUUCAUGUUUGGUGUAUUUUUGACACACUGUGAAGCUGUUUGGGCGGGCUGGGGCCAUGCUUCAGAGAAUCGCAAGUUACCAGAACUACUUCAUAAAAAUGGAAUCAUAUUUAUUGCCCAAACAGCAAAGGUCCCCACCAUGCCAUGGAGUGGAUCAGGCCUGACCCCAAACUACUCUAAGAUUAGAUAAAUAAGCCAGUGAAUGUGCCCUAAGACCUCUACAGGAAGGGGUUUGUCGCGGAUGUUGAUGAGAGUCUGAAAUCGGCCAAUAAGAUUGGGUUUCCUGUGAUGAUCAAAGCGUCGGAGGGAGGUGGAGGGAAGGGCAUCAGGAAGGCAGAGAACGCAGACGACUUCCCCAAUCUCUUCAGACAGGUGCAGGCUGAGGUUCCGGGAUCCCCCAUAUUCAUCAUGAAGCUGGCGACCCACGCCCGUCACCUUGAGGUCCAGAUCCUGGCCGAUAACUACGGUAACGCCAUCUCCCUGUUUGGGAGGGACUGCUCCAUCCAGAGGAGGCAUCAGAAGAUCAUUGAGGAGGCGCCUGCCUCUAUAGCCAAACCCGAGGUGUUCGAAAAGAUGGAACAGGCUGCAGUGACCCUGGCUAAGAUGGUGAGGUACGUCAGUGCUGGUACGGUGGAGUAUCUGUAUAACGAGGAGACAGAGACGUUCCACUUCCUGGAGCUCAAUCCACGUUUACAGGUGGAACAUCCGUGUACGGAGAUGGUGGCAGACAUCAACCUACCGGCCGCCCAGUUACAG
Molecule: messenger RNA, 762 nt
Organism: Saccostrea cuccullata (small rock oyster)
Lineage: Eukaryota; Metazoa; Mollusca; Bivalvia; Ostreida; Ostreidae
Product: acetyl-CoA carboxylase 1-like
Exons: 6
Biological process (GO): fatty acid biosynthetic process
Cellular component (GO): mitochondrion
Molecular function (GO): ATP binding; acetyl-CoA carboxylase activity
Source: RefSeq, a predicted model, not a curated record